AAUAUUUUUUUAAAUUUAUAGACAGUGUGCAUAGAAAAAAAUAAUACUUUGGGAGGAACUUGUUUGAAUGUUGGCUGUAUUCCAUCCAAAGCACUACUCCACAAUUCCCAUUUGUAUCAUAUGGCUCAUUCAAAUGAUUUGAAAAAUAGAGGAAUAGAAUUUGACAAUAUAAGAUUAAAUUUAGAAAAGUUAAUGGAACAGAAAUCAGGUGCUGUUAAAGCUCUUACAUCAGGAAUAGCUCAUUUAUUUAAACAAAACAAGGUAACUCAUAUCCAAGGUCAUGGAAAAAUAACAGGAAAAAAUGAAGUCACAGCAUUAAAGAGUGAUGGUUCUUCAGAAGUGGUAAAAACUAAAAAUAUUCUCAUUGCGACAGGAUCUGAAACUGCUACUUUUCCUGGAAUUGAGAUUGAUGAGAAAACUGUAGUUUCAUCAACAGGUGCACUUUCAUUAGAACGGGUACCUGAAAAAAUGGUUGUUAUUGGAGCAGGUGUUAUAGGUCUUGAAUUGGGUUCGGUAUGGUCUAGGUUAGGUGCAGAAGUUACAGCAGUAGAAUUUUUAGGCCAUAUAGGAGGAAUUGGUAUAGAUAUGGAAAUAGCCAAAAAUUUUCAGCGUAUUCUGACAAAACAAGGCCUUAAAAUAAAACUCAACACAAAAGUUACAUCAGCUAGAAAAGAAAGUGAUAAAAUAAUUGUCAGUGUAGAACAAGCAAAAGAUGCAAGUAAAAAGGAAGAGGUCGGUAUCAAUUAUUUUUAUAAAUUAAUAUAUUAUAUGAAAAGAGUUAUAUAUCACAAAGAGCUGUUAGUGGCUUCAGAGAACAGUCAUGGAGGAUCAAAUGCCAUGUUAAAUGUGUUGGCUGUUAUGCAGGAUCAAAAUAUCUAUGCCAUAGGUGAUUGUGUGCCUGGACCUAUGUUAGCUCAUAAAGCAGAAGAUGAAGGGAUUGUUUGUGUGGAAGGUAUAACAGGUGGUCCAGUACACAUUGAUUAUAAUUGUGUACCAUCUGUCAUUUAUACUCAUCCUGAAGUGGCCUGGGUUGGAAAAUCAGAAGAAGAUCUGAAAAGUCAGAACAUUGAAUACAAAGUAGGAAAAUUUCCUUUAACUGCAAACAGCAGAGCAAAAACAAAUGCUGAUACUGAUGGAUUAGUUAAAAUUAUUGGGGAUAAAACUUCAGAUAGAAUUUUAGGAGCACAUAUCAUUGGUUCAACUGCAGGAGAACUUAUUAAUGAAGCAGCUCUAGCAAUGGAAUAUGGAGCAUCUUGUGAAGAUGUAGCCAGAGUAUGCCAUGCACAUCCAACUGUGUCCGAAGCAUUCCGAGAAGCCAAUUUAGCAGCAUACUUUGGAAAAGCAAUUAAUUUUUAAUAGAAUUGUUAGAAUAUUUGAUGUUAGUGAUUUUGUUAUUUGAACUGUUAAUGUAUAUGAAAACCAAAAAAUAUACAGUCUUAUCUCAAAUUUAAUAUUGACAACCUAGUCAAAGACAAAAUAAUCAGGAGUUUUAUUUUGGGACAGCAAAAAACUUUGUAAUUAAAUACAUGUACAGCUAUAAUUUUCAGUGAAAAAGGCAGAAAUGGUAUAAUUUGGAAAUUAAUAAAAAUAAUUUUUUUCUCGGUA
Messenger RNA from Centruroides sculpturatus (bark scorpion), 1605 nucleotides. RefSeq names its product dihydrolipoyl dehydrogenase, mitochondrial-like. Bases 121 to 1356 code for a protein of 411 amino acids. The transcript is spliced from 11 exons. Lineage: Eukaryota; Metazoa; Arthropoda; Arachnida; Scorpiones; Buthidae. Gene Ontology annotation, molecular function: flavin adenine dinucleotide binding; dihydrolipoyl dehydrogenase (NADH) activity. The record is from RefSeq and is a predicted model, not a curated record. Gene Ontology annotation, cellular component: oxoglutarate dehydrogenase complex; mitochondrion.